GUGCGAUCAUUGCGAUGCGACAGAGCGCAGAAUCGCAGUGUAGCAGACAGCUGCGUGAUCGGAAGGGUGUCGUGGGGUAAAAGAUGUUACGCUCGAUCAUGUUUUCGCCCACCAUUAAUCAGGGCCUGGCGUCCCUUAUAAGGAACAACAUUGCUCUAUCAGGAAGCCCAGGCUCCCUGGUUUGCCAGGCCAAACAUGUAUCCACAGGAGUGGCAUCGCAAAGUCAAGAUUUACCGAACAAAGUCGAAAAGAAGCCCUAUAGUCCUUUCCAAAACACCAGCAACUUGGCUGAAUAUGCAGUGGCAAGAUUAGACGAUCUCUUGAAUUGGGGCCGUAAAGGGUCAAUGUGGCCACUUACCUUUGGCUUAGCUUGCUGCGCUGUUGAGAUGAUGCACAUCGCUGCACCCAGAUACGAUAUGGACAGAUAUGGAGUUGUAUUCAGAGCUUCUCCAAGACAGGCUGAUAUCAUCAUAGUUGCUGGUACCUUAACAAAUAAAAUGGCACCGGCAUUGAGGAGGAUUUACGAUCAGAUGCCUGAACCGAGAUGGGUCAUAUCGAUGGGAAGCUGCGCGAAUGGUGGUGGUUACUACCAUUACAGUUACUCUGUUGUCAGGGGUUGUGAUAGAAUUCUGCCAGUGGACAUAUACGUGCCAGGUUGUCCCCCAACAGCAGAAGCUUUAAUGUUUGGAAUCCUUCAGUUACAAAAGAAGGUGAAACGGAUGGAAACUGUACAGACAUGGUACAGGAAGUAAUGUAAAUAUGAUAACUGUAGCAAUUUAUAUAUAAUUCUUAAAUUAUAACAGAAAAUAUAAUGGAAGUAAUAAACGAAACUAUGAAUUAUUUUGAAUAAUAACUAUAGAUCGUUAAAUGGA
Molecule: messenger RNA, 872 nt
Organism: Ceratina calcarata
Lineage: Eukaryota; Metazoa; Arthropoda; Insecta; Hymenoptera; Apidae
Product: NADH-quinone oxidoreductase subunit B 2
Exons: 3
Coding region: 84-752 (222 amino acids)
Biological process (GO): mitochondrial respiratory chain complex I assembly; electron transport coupled proton transport; aerobic respiration
Cellular component (GO): respiratory chain complex I
Molecular function (GO): 4 iron, 4 sulfur cluster binding; NADH dehydrogenase (ubiquinone) activity; quinone binding
Source: RefSeq, a predicted model, not a curated record